AUGUUUGGAAUCAGUUUCAGUUUUCGGGCUCUGAAUCAAGCUGGGGCUCUUGUACAUAUAUAUCACGGAGACGGAUCUGUUUUGAUAUCCCAUGGAGGAGUUGAAAUGGGACAAGGAUUGCACACUAAAAUGUGUCAGGUAGCAGCAACAGAACUCCAGCUCCCACUAGAGAUGAUAUUUAUAUCUGAAACGGCGACAGACAAGGUACCCAACGCUUCACCCGCAGCUGCGUCAUAUUCUAGUGACCUCUACGGGAUGGCCGUGAGAAAUGCGUGCCAAGAAUUGAAUAGAAAUCUCGCUCCAUGCAAAGCCGCACUCGGAGAUACAGCAUCUUGGCUCAACGUCGUCAGCCAUGCCUGGUUGAACCGCAUCAGCCUGUUUGCGACCGGUUUUUACAAGACCCCAGAGAUUGAUGAUCUCGAUCUGGCCAAGCCUGGGUCGACUGGUAGCCCAUUCUUUUAUUAUACAAAUGGAGCGGCAGUAUCUGAAGUCGAAAUAGACGUACUUACAGGGGAAAGCAAGAAUCUGCGAACGGACAUAGUGAUGGAUGUUGGACGUCCUUUGAAUCCGGCGCUAGAUGUUGGACAGAUAGAGGGGGCAUUUAAAGAUACGAAUCACUCAAGCAAAGGUAUUGGUGAGCCUCCACUUUUCCUUGCUGCGUCGGUGUUUUUCGCUAUUCGGGAUGCCAUACGCUCGUCCAGACUGCAAUAUGGUCGAGAUGAAUGGUUUCAGCAAGACUCUCCUGCCUCUGUAGAGCGGAUAGGACUUGCAUUUUGUGACGAUCUACUAAGACGUGUCGUUCCAGAUGAAGAGGGUGUAAGACCGAAACUCACCCUUUGA
Messenger RNA from Chondrus crispus (carragheen), 840 nucleotides. RefSeq lists its product as hypothetical. The record is from RefSeq and is a predicted model, not a curated record. Gene Ontology annotation, molecular function: oxidoreductase activity; iron ion binding. The coding region runs from base 1 to 840 and encodes 279 amino acids. The transcript is spliced from 2 exons. NCBI's taxonomy places the organism in Eukaryota, Rhodophyta, Florideophyceae, Gigartinales, Gigartinaceae.